This is a messenger RNA of Penicillium waksmanii, 225 nucleotides long. Its product is annotated as DNA-directed RNA polymerase core subunit RPB10. Lineage: Eukaryota; Fungi; Ascomycota; Eurotiomycetes; Eurotiales; Aspergillaceae. Gene Ontology annotation, biological process: tRNA transcription by RNA polymerase III; transcription by RNA polymerase II; transcription by RNA polymerase I. The record is from RefSeq and is a predicted model, not a curated record. Bases 1 to 225 code for a protein of 74 amino acids. Gene Ontology annotation, molecular function: DNA binding; zinc ion binding; DNA-directed RNA polymerase activity. Gene Ontology annotation, cellular component: RNA polymerase I complex; RNA polymerase III complex; RNA polymerase II, core complex. The transcript has 4 exons.
AUGAUUAUCCCCGUGCGCUGCUUCUCAUGUGGAAAGGUUGUCGGCGACCUUUGGGAGCGUUACCUGCAGCUUCUGGAUGAUGGUAUUCCGGAUGGUGAUGCCAUGGAUCAGCUCGGCUGCCGACGAUACUGCUGUCGCAGAAUGAUCAUGACCCACGUGGAUCUGAUCGAGAAGCUUCUCCGCUACAAUUCCGCCGAGAAGGACCGAUCCAAGGCUCAUGUCUAG